CGUGUCGGUUUCACCACUGACUAGGAUUGGGAUCUACCCCUCUGAACCUCGCUUUUCCCAUCUGGAAAAUGAAACUUCGGAUCCCUCACUCCCAUCCCCCUCUGGCUCCAGGACUCUGGGAUGUUUAGAGAUUAGCUUUUGGUGGGGCGGCUACGGGACUAUGGCCAAGAAGGCCAGGGAGUCUGGGUUCCCGACUCGGUCCCAUUCCCUAGGGAGAUUCGGGCAGCAACUGGCCAGGCAAUGUCCUUGAGAACUACAUUUCCCGAAAUGCAAAGGGGAGAAGGCGGUUCCUGCUAGUCUCGGACGACGUGGGGCCUGAAACCCGAGCCGGCAUGGGAACUACAACUCCCGGCGUGCUCCGCGGUCCAAAAAACCGGAAAAGCGUGACCCGGAACCGGAUGUGGCUUGCGGCUCCGGUGACUGAGCGCCGGGGGAAAUGGCCACGGGGACAGACCAGGUGGUGGGACUCGGCCUCGUCGCCGUUAGCCUGAUCAUCUUCACCUACUACACCGCCUGGGUGAUUCUCUUGCCAUUCAUCGACAGCCAGCAUGUCAUCCACAAGUAUUUCCUGCCCCGCGCCUACGCUGUCGCCAUCCCGCUGGCCGCAGGCCUCCUGCUACUCCUGUUUGUGGGACUGUUCAUCACCUACGUGAUGCUGAAGAGUGACAGGGUGACCAAGAAGACUCAGUGAAGGUCCUGAGGGGAUGAGGCUGCCAGCCCCUUCUCUGCCUCCCCUUCAGGGCAGGGACCAAGCAGGGGAGCCUGCAGAACCUUCCCAGGCACAGUGGCGCCCCAAGCCUGGCGGUCCUGCAGAGUCCCCAUGGCAUGAAACUUAGCCCUGACUGACUGGAGCCCCCUCCCCUGCUUCCCUUCCAGAAGCUAGGAGGGAGGGAUACCUGGAAGACUCCUGUCACCCGCUUCUUGCCCGGGGCCUGAAAGAUGCUGGUCCUCCCGACCUCACUCUCAGACUCCCUGCCACCUUUUCCCCUGGGUUCUGCCAUCAUGCCUCAUUUCCCCUCCUGUCACAUGCUGACAUUGGACUUAGCAGGUUCUAAGGCUGCGUGUGUGACCUCUGACCUCUCCCCACGAGCCCUGUCCUCCACCAAGGGAACUUUCCUUAGCCUGACACAGCCCCACACCCCACAAGCCCUUCUGGACCUGGGAAGCCUGGGGAAGGACUGACAGUCACCAGGACCACCCGUAGGGCUCAGGGCACAUUAUGGCAGCCACCCCAGACCCACUGACCGACCACUCCUCAUGGAGGCCCAACCUCCCAACCCCAGGGCUGGCCUGUUUGGGAGAGCUGACCAAUAAACGCUGACUGAUUGUGU
This is a messenger RNA of Saimiri boliviensis boliviensis (Bolivian squirrel monkey), 1331 nucleotides long. RefSeq names its product dolichyl-phosphate mannosyltransferase subunit 2, regulatory (gene DPM2). The record is from RefSeq and is a predicted model, not a curated record. Gene Ontology annotation, cellular component: endoplasmic reticulum membrane; dolichol-phosphate-mannose synthase complex. Gene Ontology annotation, molecular function: enzyme regulator activity. NCBI's taxonomy places the organism in Eukaryota, Metazoa, Chordata, Mammalia, Primates, Cebidae. Gene Ontology annotation, biological process: dolichol phosphate mannose biosynthetic process; GPI anchor biosynthetic process.